Pterocles gutturalis (yellow-throated sandgrouse) is the source of this 588-nucleotide messenger RNA. RefSeq names its product dihydropyrimidinase-related protein 5. Gene Ontology annotation, cellular component: cytosol. The record is from RefSeq and is a predicted model, not a curated record. The annotation marks the transcript as partial. The transcript has 6 exons. NCBI's taxonomy places the organism in Eukaryota, Metazoa, Chordata, Aves, Pterocliformes, Pteroclidae. Gene Ontology annotation, molecular function: hydrolase activity, acting on carbon-nitrogen (but not peptide) bonds, in cyclic amides.
AUGCUGCGGGACAGCGAGCUCUACCAGGCUUUCCGCGCCUGUCGCGACAUCGGCGCCAUCGCCCGCGUCCACGCCGAGAACGGCGAGCUGGUGGCCGAGGGAGCGAAGGAGGCGCUGGAGCUGGGCAUCACGGGGCCCGAGGGCAUCGAGAUCAGCCGGCCCGAGGAGCUGGAAGCCGAGGCCACGCACCGUGUCAUCACCAUUGCCAACAGGACCCACUGCCCCGUCUACCUGGUGAACGUCUCCAGCAUGUCCGCAGGGGACGUCAUCGCCGCCGCCAAGAUGCAAGGGAAGGCGGUGUACGCGGAGACCACCACGGCGCACGCCACGCUCACCGGGCUGCACUACUACCACCAGGACUGGUUCCACGCCGCUGCCUACGUCACCGUGCCGCCGCUGCGCCUUGACACCAACACCUCUGCCUACCUCAUGAGCCUGCUCGCCAACGACACGCUGAACAUUGUGGCGUCGGACCACCGGCCCUUCAGCACCAAGCAGAAGGCCAUGGGCAGGGAGGACUUCACCAAGAUCCCGCAUGGCGUCAGCGGUGUGCAGGACCGCAUGAGCAUCAUCUGGGAGCGCGGCGUG